GUUUGUCAUAGCCACCUAGAUUACGCGAUUUAUUAAGGACUUGUGUUAUUUAAUCUUUCGCAUAUAGUUAAUAAUUAUUUUAUCUCGAUAAUAAUGGAUACAGGGCCAAAACAGAGCAGACUAAUGAACCCUCGCUAUGGAGCUAAUUGGUUCUCAAUCUUAACUUUUGGAUGGACAUUAGAAACAUUUAAAAUGGGCUACAGUCGAGACAUUAAAGACGCAGAUCUGUAUGCCCCACUGCCUGAACACCGUUCCAGUAUACUAGGUGAUGCAGUUCAGAAAGCUUGGGACCGCGAAGUACUGUCAGCUGAGCGCCGUGGAGGGAGGCGUAAACCUAGCCUAUGGAGAGUGCUUCUCAAAGUGUUCGGAUGCGAGCUCAUGCUUUAUGGGCUCAUACUUGCUGCUAUGGAGUUUUUGAUCAGGUUGCAGCAACCAAUUUUUCUUGCAUUGCUCCUCCGCUAUUAUAGCCCCGUUCAUGGCGAUAAUAAUCCGUCAAAUUCAACAUACCUGAACCGAUUAUUUUCCUACCAUGACAUGGAAGGCAGUGUGUCUUGGGGUGAGGCAUUAUUUUUCGCAUUCGGCAUUGUUUUCUGCAGUACCUUCAAUAUCAUGGUGCAACACCCGUUCAUGAUGGGCGUUAUGCAUAUGGGAAUGAAGAUGAGAGUUGGAGUAUGCAGUCUUAUCUAUAGAAAGGCUCUAAAAGUGAAUAUACAAUCCAUGACUGAAAACAGUGGCGGACUUGUUUUAAAUUUAAUGGCGAACGACGUCAAUCGGUUUGAUACAGGACCAUUAUUCGCGCACUACCUCUGGAUUGGACCAUUUGAAACUAUGCUUAUGACAGUUUAUUUGUACCGAGAGAUGGGGAUGCCAGCGGUGUACGGAUCGCUAAUCAUCGUAGCAGUUAUUCCAUUUCAGAUAUUCUUGGGAACGAACACUGCGUACUAUAGAAGAGGUACAGCAAUUAAGUCAGACGAGCGAGUCAGACUCAUGAAAGAAAUCAUCAUGGGCAUGGAAGUGAUAAAAAUGUACACCUGGGAACAACCGUUUAGGAAAAUAAUCGAUAUCGUUCGACGGCACGAAAUUUUCUACAUAAAGAUGACGUCAUACAUUCGAGGUGUGAUCAUGUCAUUCAUAAUGUUUACGUCCCGGUUCGGUAUCUUCAUCACCGUGUUGCUCUACGUGACUUAUGUGAACCGUAUUACUGUCGAGAAUGUCUUCUUCUUAACUUGCUACUACAAUAUCACGAAACAAACUAUGACGCUGUACUUCCCACAAGCGGUUGGCCAUAUAGCGGAAAUGAAUGUAGCAAUACAAAGAAUCAGAGAUUAUUUGCUGACGGAGGAAUGUAGUUUACCCGAACGAUUGCUAACUAAUGUACAAGAAGUACCACCGGUCCGAAAAAAACGAGUUACAAUUAUUGAACCGCACCACUUACAGAAAGCCCAUCAGAGAAACUCUGAAGCCGGUCCAUCGAAGGAGAAAGAGAUUGUAAACGAACAACUUAAAGAACCUCGUAAAGAAGAAAUAGCUAUCAAGUUUGAAAAUGCGUCGAGUAGAUGGAUCAAAUCUGCCAACAAAGAUGACGUUAACAACUUGGAUUUAACGAUAUUCGAAGGUUCCCUAACAACUGUAAUUGGAGCAGUAGGUGCGGGUAAGUCUACGCUACUACAUAUUGUGCUGAGUGAGUUACCCUGCACCAGUGGAACCGCGCAGAUAAAUGGCACUAUCAGUUACGCUAGUCAAGACCCGUGGUUAUUUGUUGGAUCCGUCCGUCAAAACAUUCUGUUUGGACAGUCAUUCCAAAAAUCACGUUAUAUGGAAGUAUGCAGGGUAUGUGCUUUGGAAAGAGAUAUCUCUCUCUUUCCUCAUGGAGAUAAAACAGUUGUUGGGGAGCGCGGUGUAUCACUCAGUGGAGGACAACGUGCCAGGAUUAAUCUGGCAAGAGCAGUUUAUAAAGAGGCAGAUAUUUAUUUACUAGACGAUCCACUGUCAGCUGUCGAUACCCAAGUUGCCAAACAUAUUUUCGAGAGGUGCAUCAAAAAAUAUUUGGCGAACAAAACGGUCGUGCUCGUCACCCACCAGCUGCAAUUCAUCAAAUCAGUUGACCACGUGGUCAUAAUGGACAACGGAAAGAUAAUUGGAAAUGGAGCUUUUGAAGAAUUAGACGAAAAAGAACUGAAGAUAAUUCAAUUGAUGAACGAGAAUACACGCGAGAUCCACGAGGAGGAUUCCAUGCCGAAUGACAUUAACACACCAAUACAGCCGAGUACUAUGAGCUUGCACAGACGGCACUGGUCAAUGAUACUCGAUAUGAGUGUUGCUGAUCAAAAACCUGAAGCAGAGAUACAAGCGAGUGGUCGAGUACGUGGGUCUGUGUACCGCGAGUACUUCAUGGCGGGCGCUCCAUGUUGCUUCGUUAUCAUCGUUUGCGUAUUGUUCGUGUUGGCACAAUUCUGUGCCAGCGCUUGCGAUUAUUGGAUUAGUCGAUGGAGUAAUGCAGAAGAUAAAUUAUCAGGCGACAAUACAAUGGACGUGCUUGUUUGGGCCGAGCAAGGCCUGGUCCGAAGAGACUUCGUUAUCAUCUUCGGCAUAGUAUUGAACUUACUAGGUGUUGUCCUGGUAAUACUAAUGACUGAUAUCACUCUGCUGAUACCGAUUGCUGCUGCAAUGGUAAUAUUCUACAUCUUCCGCGUUAUUUAUAUCAGGACUACCGGAGCCGUCAAACGGCUGGAAGGAAUCACUCGCAGUCCGGUAUUUGGUCACGUGAACGCCACUAUCCUUGGUCUGGCCACAAUCCGCUCGUUUGGCGCCGAGUUCCUUCUAGCCGAUGAGUUUGACCUCCACCAAGACCUGCACAGCGCUGCAUGGUAUCUCUUCAUCACGUGCAGUCGAGCGUUCGGAUUCUUUUUAGACCUCGUCUGUUUACUGUUCAUCGUGUGCGUCACUUUCAGCUGUUUGAUGAAGACAGACAUGGACGGUAGCAACGUGGGCCUAGCAAUAACACAGUCCAUAUCAUUGACCGGUAUCUUCCAAUGGGGCAUGCGUCAGUCUGCGGAGAUGGAGAACCAGAUGACAAGCGUGGAGAGAGUGCUGGAGUACACCAAGUUACCGCAGGAACCUGCCCUGAGAAGUAUCGGAAUCGUUGGUAGAACGGGCGCAGGCAAGUCGUCCAUAAUCCAGGCUUUGUUCAGACUGGCAUAUUUAGAAGGCACUAUCACGAUUGAUGGAAUAGACAUCAAUACAAUUGGACUACACGACUUGAGGGAGAAGUUAUCUAUUAUUCCACAAGAGCCAGUACUGUUCAGCGGUACUAUUAGAAAGAACUUGGAUCCUUUCGAUCAAUAUCCUGAUUCGGUAUUGAUAACAGCAUUGAACAAUGUGGAGCUUCAAGAAGAGGGAGGCGAAAGUCCUCUAUACAAAGAAGUGUCAGAAGGAGGAUCAAAUUUCAGCGUGGGACAGCGGCAGUUAGUGUGCCUAGCAAGGGCUAUAGUCCACAAUGAUAGAAUCCUAGUAUUGGACGAGGCUACAGCCAACGUGGACGCGCAGACAGACCAGCUCAUACAGACGGCCAUCAGAUCGCACUUCAACAGUUGCACCAUAUUGGUACUAGACGCAGGCCGUCUGAUGGAGUACGACCACCCGUAUUUACUGCUGCAGAACAAGCGAGGCUACUUCCGUAAGAUGGUGUCUGAGACCGGACCGUCCAUGGCAUCGCAUUUGCAUAAACUAGCUGCACAGAGUUACCAGAACAAGCAGGCCAGGGAUGAAAUGAAAGAGACUACAGCUGUUUAAUUAUUUACAUGAUAUACUUUAAUAUUUUUAAAUAAUUUUUAAUAUUAACUUACUUUAUAAUAUUAAUAUUUUAUCUUAAACUACGUUUUUAAAUAGUUAAUAAACAUCUGAUAAAGAUAUAAACGAGCGCUUUCAUAUAAUUUACAUUUCUAUUACAUAUUAUUUUAUAAGUGUAAAAAUAAACGCAACACGUAUUCGAUGCUGUUUGCAGCUACAAACGAACAUUAUUUGUUUUAGAACUUUUGGGAAUUCUGAGUACCAAGCACGAAUAACUAUCGCAUUCGUAUCGUAACAGUAUCGAGCGAGUUAAGCGUUCUGAUUGGUUGGUUCACUUGAGUCGGCCAAUCAGAGCGCCGAACGCACUCGAUACUAUUACGUUACGAAUGCGAUAGUUAUUCGUCCUUGGCCCUCAGAAGUUACAUUUUGGAUUUGAAUAUCGAAAAAUCGUGAACCCAAAGUUGUUAACUAAAGCACCACCUGCAAGAUCAUGCGUUUAUUUUGCAACACCUUGUAUAAAUCUCGUACAGCUUCAUUUUUAAGUCUUGUGACCUAGCAUUCAUAAGUAUUCAUAAACAAAUGAUUAUAAAAUACCACGAAAUCCAUAAUGUUAAUCCAUAAUUAUAAAAUAACAAUACUUUUAAAGCUUUUGGUUUUCAACCAAAUACAUAAUUACAUACAUCAAUCUAACUACUAAUAUACACAUCACAGAAUUUAAAUAACAUUUACUCAUGUUAAACAUAUUCGAGGACGCUCGAUUAGUUUCAAGGCAUACCGGGAUUCAUAAUCAUGAUUUGCAAGACCGACGAAUAUGUUUAAAUGAAUGUGUGUAAAUAUUAAUUAAACUCAGUAUUUAUUAAGAUA
This is a messenger RNA of Spodoptera littoralis (African cotton leafworm), 4653 nucleotides long. The record is from the annotation of a GenBank genome assembly. NCBI's taxonomy places the organism in Eukaryota, Metazoa, Arthropoda, Insecta, Lepidoptera, Noctuidae.